Cooperia oncophora is the source of this 594-nucleotide messenger RNA. The record is from the annotation of a GenBank genome assembly. NCBI's taxonomy places the organism in Eukaryota, Metazoa, Nematoda, Chromadorea, Rhabditida, Trichostrongylidae.
AUGGACUUCUUAGGUAUUCCGUAUACAAUCUAUCUAAUAACACACUGGAGUCCAACAUAUAUUGAUCUAGAUCCAUAUUAUGUUGUUAUUCUAGGAGCUUCUACUGUAAUUUAUUUAAAAGUUCAUCUGAUUCUAACUAUAUCUGCUGCUGUCGAGCGUAUUUUGGUAAGAAAUGAGCUUACAGCCCAGCAAGCCCUCUUUCUGCCGGCUUACUACCGUAAAGUAGCUUGCUCCACAUAUGUCGUCGUUUCGCUGAUGACCGCCCUCCUUUGGGCAGCACUCGAUCUUUGUAUGGAAUUCAGUCUUUUGGCUUUCGAGAGGAAACCAAACUGCGCUGCAGUGGGAUGCUUUUUGGACCGUAGCUACUCAUACUAUUUUAGCAUGAACGGUUUGGUGCUGAGCCUCACCGCAUUUGCACUGACAUCGCUUUUCAUGAUAAAGUUGAGAUGCUCUCAGCGGAAAUCGCGAACCCUUCAGGUACACACAGUAGGAGAGGAGUGCAGGUUCACACAGGCGCAUCCAAAAUAUGCAGUUGUCUACGAUAUCUUUGUAGUGAGCUGUCUGUACAAGAAAACACUGGAACUCGUCUGCUAA